Messenger RNA from Acaulospora morrowiae, 3744 nucleotides. Lineage: Eukaryota; Fungi; Glomeromycota; Glomeromycetes; Diversisporales; Acaulosporaceae. The record is from the annotation of a GenBank genome assembly.
AUGCAGAUGUUAACAAAGUUCGAAUCAAAAAGCAAUCGAGUUAAAGGGAUUGCUUUUCAUCCCAAACGACCGUGGAUUCUGGCUUCGCUUCAUAAUGGUUGCAUACAAUUGUGGGAUUAUCGCAUGGGUACCCUUUUAGAACGAUUCGAUGAACAUGACGGACCUGUUCGUGGCAUAGCCUUCCAUCCAACGCAACCCCUAUUCGUGUCAGGUGGUGAUGAUUAUAAGAUCAAGGUGUGGAAUUAUAAGACCCGCAAAUGUUUAUUCACAUUAAACGGGCAUCUGGAUUAUGUGCGAACGGUGUUCUUUCACCACGAGUAUCCAUGGAUUCUAAGUGCAUCAGACGAUCAAACAAUUCGUAUCUGGAAUUGGCAAUCAAGGAAUUGCAUCGCCAUUUUGACAGGGCACAAUCACUAUGUCAUGUGUGCUCAAUUUCACCCAAAAGAAGACUUGGUUGUUUCAGCAUCUUUGGAUCAGACCGUUAGAGUCUGGGACAUUUCGGGUUUGAGGAAAAAAAAUGCAGCACCUAGUACUAUGACUUUCGAAGAUAGUCUGCACAGAGCGACUGCGGCUCAGGCUGAUAUUUUUGGAAGUACUGAUGCGAUAGUAAAAUAUGUGUUGGAAGGCCAUGACCGUGGUGUCAACUGGGCCACUUUCCACCCUAGCCUUCCGUUAAUUGUAUCAGCUGGCGAUGAUCGUCAAAUAAAAUUGUGGCGAAUGAAUGACACUAAGGCUUGGGAGGUUGAUACAUGUCGAGGCCAUUUUAACAAUGUAUCUGCUGCGUUAUUUCAUCCGAGACAAGAGUUGAUUAUAUCUGAUGCUGAGGAUAAGACCAUUCGCGUAUGGGAUAUGUCAAAAAGGACACUUGUACAAACUUUUAGACGCGAGCAUGAUAGGUUCUGGGUAUUGACUGCCCACCCCGAAUUGAAUCUGUUUGCAGCUGGUCAUGACAAUGGUCUCAUAGUUUUCAAGUUGGAAAGAGAACGUCCGGCAUACGCGGUUCACCAGAAUAAUCUUUUCUAUGUCAAGGAUAAAAACUUGCGUGUAUUUGAUUUUUCCAAUGGAUCAGACUUGCCAGUUCUCUCGGUGCGCAAAAUUGGUGGACAAUAUGUGCAACCACGGGCCCUUUCAUACAACCCAGCCGAGCGUGCUGUGAUCUUGACCACGCCUACAGAUGGUGGGAGUUUCGAUUUACUUAAUUUACCAAAAGAAUUUGGUGGCGAACCACGGGAACCAUCCGGUGAUGGAAAACGUGGUAGUGGGACAUCAGCAAUUUACAUUACAAGAAAUCGUUUCGCAGUAUUGGAUAAGACGCGUCAGCAAAUAGAAAUCAGGGAUCUCUCCAACGUUACCACCAAAUCGGUCAAACCUCCUGCGAUCGUUAACGAAAUUUUCAGCGCUGGUAGCAGCAAUCUUUUACUUCUCAGCACCCCGACUUCGGUUAUAUUGUAUGAUAUUCAGCAGCGUCAAACCGUUGCUGAGAUAAGCACCCCACCUGUAAAAUAUGUAGUGUGGUCUUCUGAGCACACACAAGUGGCUCUUUUGAGCAAGCAUACAAUAACAAUUGCGAACAAAACGUUGGAACAAAGUUGCUUGAUUCAUGAAACGAUCAGAAUCAAGAGCGGUGCCUGGGAUGACGCGGGUAUCUUUGUGUAUUCCACUCUAAAUCAUAUUAAAUACGCACUUCCUCAGGGAGAUAAUGGAAUUAUUCGUACUCUUGAUCAGCCCGUUUAUCUCACUAAGGUCAAAGGGAAAAAUGUUCACUGCCUAGACAGGGACGGUAAGACUCGUGUCAUUAGCAUCGACCCUACUGAAUAUCGCUUCAAGUUGGCUCUCAUCAAACGUAAUUAUGACGAGGUCUUGCAAAUCAUUCGCACUUCAAACUUGGUUGGACAGGCCAUCAUUGCCUAUUUACAAAAGAAGGGAUAUCCUGAGAUCGCGCUGCAUUUCGUGAGAGACGAUAAAACUCGGUUUGACCUUGCACUUGAAUGUGGCAACAUUGAUGUCGCGUUGGAAACCGCCAAAUCCAUGGAUCGUGAGGAUUGCUGGAGUAAACUAGGCUCCGAAGCUUUGCGUCAAGGCAAUCACCAGGUUGUCGAAAUGGCGUAUCAAAGGAUAAAGAACUUUGAUCGCUUAUCGUUUCUAUACCUGGCGACAGGAAAUUUUGAGAAAUUGCGAAAGAUGUUAAAGAUUGCAGAGCUACGAAAUGAUUACAUGUCAAGAUUCCAUAAUUCGCUUUACUUGGGUGACAUCGAAGAACGCAUUCGGUUACUCAAAGAAGUUGGCCAAUUACCUCUUGCAUACCUAACCGCUUACAGUCAUGGUCUCAUCGAGGAGGCGGAAUCGAUUCUGGCAACUGCUGGAAUCACCGCCGAAGACAUUACAGGGCUACCAACAAACGGAAAAUUGCUGAAACCACCUACACAAAUCAUUAAACAAGCCGAUUCUAAUUGGCCGUUGCUAACGGUAUCUCGCUCAUUCUUUGAUAGUGCAUUUGCCACCAAUGAUAGUAAUCCACUUGCGGCACCACUCUCUUUCACCAAUGCUAACGAUGAAGUAGAAGAAAUUGGUGGAGAUUGGGCAGGCGAAGAUGAUCUUGGAUUUGGUGGCGACACGGAGAAUGUUGUUGAUGAUCAGCGCAUAACGUCACCGCUUGAAGAAGGUUCUGGUUGGGAUAUUGACGCCGAUCUCAAUGUUCAACUGGAUACCGAGAUUCGGGAUCUUGCUAAUGGACCACAAGGGGAAUUUGUGCCCCCUACUUCGGGUACAAAUGAAUCAGAGGUGUGGACACAUAAUUCACCUUUGGCUGCUGACCACGUGGCCGCCGGAUCAUUUGAGACAGCCAUGCAGCUCCUCAACAGACAGGUUGGAGCUGUUAAUUUCGAACCGUUAAAGACACAUUUUUUAAAAGCAUUUCAAGCAACACGCACGUACCUGUCUUGCAAUGUGUCACUUCCUCCUCUUGCCUGCCAUGUUCGACGAAAUCAUGAAGAAACAGAAGCCCGUCGAGUGCUGCCCGUUCUCACCAACAAUUUUCAGAACAUCUUAUCUGUGCAACUUCAGGAGGCAUAUAAAACGACGACCCAGGGAAAAUUUCAGGAUGCCACAAUACAAUUCCGAAAUAUUCUACACUCGAUCUUAUUGAUAGCCGUGUCAAAAAAAUCGGAAGUAGACGAAGUACAACAACUUAUCGAAGUUUGUCGUGAAUAUGUAAUUGGACUUACAAUGGAACAAACGCGCCGUAAAUAUCCACCCGAUAACCCAGAAAAUACAAAACGAGCACUGGAGUUAGCCGCUUACUUUACUCACUGUCGACUGCAGCCAGCUCACCUUCAGCUAAGUCUACGAUCAGCGAUGACAUUAAAUUUCAAGGCCAAGAACUGUUUGACCGCUUCCAUGUUUGCCAGGCGUCUGUUGGAAUUGGCACCUCCGCAAAACGUGUCCACACAGGCAGGAAUCUCAAUGCAACCUUCAUCCCCGAAAUUUCUUUUCGCACAUCAGGCACGUCAGAUUCAGUCGAUCUCGGAAAAAACUCCUCGGGAUGAAAUCACACUCGACUACGAUCAGUACAAUCCAUUUGUAAUUUGUGGUAUUUCCAAUACACCAAUUUACAAGGGUAGCCCUUCCGUCGAGUGUCCAUAUUGCCAUGCAUCAUACUUGCCUGAAUACAAAGGGAGGCUUUGCACGGUCUGUGAUAUAUCACAGAUUGGUGCGAAUUCGACAGGGCUUAAAAUUUACGUAUAG